Messenger RNA from Magnusiomyces paraingens, 1164 nucleotides. RefSeq lists its product as uncharacterized. Lineage: Eukaryota; Fungi; Ascomycota; Dipodascomycetes; Dipodascales; Dipodascaceae. Bases 1 to 1164 code for a protein of 387 amino acids. The transcript has a single exon. The record is from RefSeq and is a predicted model, not a curated record.
AUGAAGUUUACUCAAUUGUUGACUGCUGGUGCCUCUAUCAUGGCUGUUGCCAAUGCCAUGGUUAUCCCUCAAUCCAAUGAGCCUGUUGAUCUUUCUGCCCUUGAAAACUUUGAUGCUGAUCUUUCUGUCCGUGAUUUCAGCGCUUGGACUGACAAGAUGAACUCUUGGAAGAAGCUCCUUGCCUCCAAGAAGGCUUCUGGUUCCAAGACCAACUGGAAGAAGAAGCUCUCUGCCUGGAUGCCUUCCAAGUCUGGCAAAAAGUCUUCCUGGUCAAAGAAACUCCCCUGUGACACCACCACCUCCUCCACAUGGUACCCCAAGCCUACCACCACUCCUUGCACCACUGCUACACCUACUUGGGCCCCUGAGCCUACCACCACUCCUUGCACUACCUUAAAGCCUACCUGGGCCCCUAAACCUACCUGGGCUCCUAAGCCAACCACUACCUCUACUACCACCACUACUACUACUCCUUGCCCUGAGACUAAGGUAACCACCACCACAUCUACCCACACUGCUACAUCCACCACUACCACUACCUCUACUACCACUCCUUGCACCACCUUCAAGCCUACCUGGGCUCCUAAGCCUAAGCCUACUACCACUCCUUGCUUGACCAAGACUCCUUAUGCUGUCCCCACUGCUCCUGCUUUCCUUGACGAUGGUGCUGCUGCCCAGCCUGAUGAGUUUGAUUCCCAACCCGGUCAAUUUGAAGGCUCUCCUUUUGACGAGUCCCAGUUUGAGGAGGUUUCCAAUGAUGAGCAGUUUGACUUCUCUAACAAUGCUGAAGUUGAUGAAACUGCUGAUGAUUUCCAAUUUGACGAGGCUGCUGUCGAUGAGACUUCUGAGGAAUUUGAUGCUGCAGAUGUUUUUGCCUUUUUGAGCGAGAUGGAAGGUUCUGAUGAAAACACUCUUGCUGAGCGUGACUUUUCUUCUUGGAAAUCCAAGUUUGGCUCUUGGAAAAAGAAGGUCCCCUCCAAGUCUGGUAUGAACAGCAAGCUUUCUGGCUUGAAGAACAAGGUUCCUUCCAAGUCUGGUAUGAACAGCAAACUUUCUGGCUGGAAGAGUAAGGUUCCUUCCAAGUCUGAUAUGAAUGGCAAACUUUCUGGAUGGAAGAGCAAGGUUCCUUCUAAGGACUCUCUUAAGAACAAGAAGCCUUGUUAA